CCUAUUCUUCACACAUAUUAUCAGGCAGGGGACCUGGUUGUUGCAGGCAUUAUUUCUCAGAUUUAUAUAUUUUCCAGAAAAAUGAACUUCGAAAAGUGUCCGUCCCAGGAGCUGUUUGACGAUUAUAUUUAUUUCUGUGCAAGCUGGACCUACCUUGCUUCAAUGGAACUUCUAUCUCCAGGAAACAAGUUCACCCCCAACUACAAGUGUGGAUUCCAGUACAAUCCAGCAGCAGUCAUUGGGGGACCAAAUUCUAACAUCUGCCACUUUAUGACAACCAUCCUGUACAACUACAAAAUUCCACAGCUCACAUAUGGCUCUGCCCCAGUGAUGAAUACCAAAACACAAGGAGAAUUUUUCUACAAGAUGUUCCCAGGAGGGUCCCAUCAGUACUGGGGAAUUCAGCAGUUACUGCUUCAUUUUAGGUGGACUUGGAUUGGUGUGACUUAUCUGAACGAUGAUAAUGGGGAGAGGUUUGUGCACAAGGUGCUUCCCAUGUUUGCAAAAAGUGGCAUCUGCUUUGAAUUCAUACAGAAACUUCCAGAGUUGACAUUUUCCAAUGACGCUGACAUGAUUGUAAGCGAAGGAAUAGAAACAUGCCAAGUUAUCAUGGGAAGCAGUGCCACCGUGCUGCUUGUACAUGGUGAAAUUCAGACAACGGUUGUCUGGAGAAUGUUACUCCACUUCUCAGAGUUUGAUGGGAUACUGAAAAAGACAAAGGUGUGGAUUAUGACGGCCCAGAUGGAUUUCGCAUCACUCCCUUUUCAGAGGAGUUGGGGUCUAGAUUUCAUCCAUGGGACUUUAUCCUUUGCCAUGCAUUCAGAGGAGGUGUUAGGCUUUCAGAAAUUUCUUCACUCCAAAAGCCCCGUGCCAGAAAGAGGAGAUGGAUUUAUUAGGACCUUCUGGGAACACGCAUUUCAUUGUUUCUUUCCCAGCUCCAACCUAGAUAAUACUGAUGAAUUCUGUACAGGGGAAGAGAAACUGGAGUCUCUUCCUGGAAUUAUUUUCGAAAUGGAAAUGACUAGCCAUAGCUACAGUAUCUACAAUGCAGUCUAUGCUGUAGCCCAUGCUUUACAUGCCAUGUAUUUCUCCAGCAUUCAAUACAGGACACCAAUGGACAGAAGGAGAUGGAUGCUUCUGAAUCAAAAGCCAUGGCAGCUUCACCCGUAUCUGUGGACUGUCUCUUUUAACAACAGUGCUGGGGAGCAGAUUUCCUUUGACCAAAACAGAGAAUUAGUUGCUGGGUUUGAAAUUAUUAAUUGGGUUACAUUCCCAAACAAAUCCUUCCUUCGAGUCAAAGUUGGACGGACGGAUCCUCAUGCACCUCCAGACAAAGCGCUUACCAUUUUUGAGGAUGCCAUAGUGUGGCCCAGGCAACUUAACCAGGCACGGCCCAUUUCCAUGUGUAAUGACAACUGUAACCCAGGUUAUAGAAAGACCAAGAAGGAAGGCAAGCCAUUUUGCUGCUAUGAUUGCCUUCCAUGCCCAGCAGGGAAGAUUUCAGAUAAAACUGAUAUGAACGAUUGUUUUUACUGCUUGGAAGAUCAAUAUCCAAACCGUGACCAGGAUUUGUGCAUUCAAAAAAAUAUCAUUUUCUUGUCUUACGAAGAGCCCUUGGGGAUCUGUUUGGCCCUUCUUGCUCUUUUCCUCUCUUUCAUGACAGUGUUCAUGCUUGGGAUCUUCAUUAAGCACCAGGACACUCCCAUAGUCAAAGCCAACAAUCGGACCUUGACCUACAUUCUCCUCACUUCUUUGCUGCUCUCUUUUCUUUGUGUUUUCUUAUUCCUGGGUCAACCUGAGAGAAUAAUAUGUUUCCUCCGACAAACCACCUUUGGGGUCAUCUUUUCCCUGGCUCUCUCUUCUGUUUUGGCCAAAACGAUUUUAGUGAUUUUAGCUUUUAUGUCCACCAUGCCAAGGUCUUGGAUGAGGAAGUGGAUGGGAAAACACCUGGCCAUCUCUAUUGUUCUUUGCUGCUCCCUUAUUCAAGCCACCAUUUGUAUCGUUUGGUUGGCAACUUUCCCCCCAUUUCCUGAUUUUGACAUGCAGUCAAUGGCUGAAGAAAUUGUACUUGAAUGUAAUGAAGGUUCACCAGUUAUGUUUUACUCUGUCCUGGGCUUUUUGGGAUUCCUGGCCACUGUCAGCUUCAUUGUAGCCUUCCUUGCCAGAAAGUUACCUGAAAACUUCAAUGAAGCCAAGUUCAUUACCUUCAGCAUGUUAAUUUUCUGCACUGUUUGGCUGUCAUUUGUUCCAACUUAUUUGAGUACCAAGGGGAAAUAUAUGGUGGCUGUAGAGAUCUUUUCUAUUUUAGGGUCUGGGAUGGGAUUACUUGGCUGCAUCUUUUUGCCCAAGUGCUAUGUCAUUUUACUGAAGCCAGAGCUGAACCAUAAGAAACAUUUAAUAAGAAAUGAGAAUCUUAAAGGUUUAUGCCUUUGGGUCCAUGUAAAUAAGUAA
Messenger RNA from Anolis sagrei ordinatus, 2451 nucleotides. Its product is annotated as vomeronasal type-2 receptor 26-like. Gene Ontology annotation, cellular component: plasma membrane. Gene Ontology annotation, molecular function: G protein-coupled receptor activity. Gene Ontology annotation, biological process: G protein-coupled receptor signaling pathway. Lineage: Eukaryota; Metazoa; Chordata; Lepidosauria; Squamata; Anolidae. The record is from RefSeq and is a predicted model, not a curated record.